This is a messenger RNA of Salarias fasciatus (jewelled blenny), 1851 nucleotides long. Its product is annotated as WD repeat domain phosphoinositide-interacting protein 1. NCBI's taxonomy places the organism in Eukaryota, Metazoa, Chordata, Actinopteri, Blenniiformes, Blenniidae. The transcript has 12 exons. The record is from RefSeq and is a predicted model, not a curated record. The coding region runs from base 309 to 1631 and encodes 440 amino acids. Gene Ontology annotation, molecular function: protein binding.
CUCCCAUCAGCUGUUUUUGUUUUGCUGUGUGACUAUUGGAAGUUAAUAACAUAAUAAUAACACCCGGGUCGACCGGGGAAAGUGAGGCGGCCGGCCGGAGGGGCGUAAAUGUUAAUCCGUGCUCGGGUUCGGACUCGGGGUCGUGUGAUGUGCCCUGCGUGAAGCGGACCUUCCUCCUCCCGAAGUGUGAGCGUGGCGCUUGGGAGUCGGGGAGCAGCGGAGGGGAAGCGGGUUCCGGCGGGGAUCGACCCGAGCCCAGGGCCUCCCACCUCGGCCAGACGGAGAGCGGCGGGGAUUCGCCGGUCGGGAUGGAGUCCCAGGACGGCCCGGACGGCCCCGAGCCGCCCCGAGGCUUCAUCUGCGCCUCGUUCAACCAGGACACCACUUCUCUUUCGGUGGGCAUCAAGACAGGAUAUCGACUCUUCUCAGUCACGGCUGUGGACAAGCUCGACUGCAUCCAUGAAGGAGUGGAGUGCCCUGACGUCUACAUCGUGGAGCGGCUGUUCUCCAGCAGCCUGGUGGUGGUGGUCAGCCUGUCCAUGCCUCGGCGGAUGAACGUUUAUCACUUCAAGAAAGGGACGGAGAUCUGCAACUACAGCUACUCCAACAACAUCCUGUCCGUCAAGCUCAACAGGCAGAGGCUGGUCGUGUGUCUGGAGGAGUCCAUCUACAUUCACAACAUCAAAGACAUGAAACUGCUGAAGACUCUGCUGAACACACCCAGCAACCCCUCAGGCCUCUGUGCGCUCUCCAUCAACCACAGUAACUCCUACCUGGCCUACCCGGGCAGCGCCACCAUCGGGGAGAUCACCAUCUACGACGCCAACAACCUGAGCACGGUGACGCUGAUCCAGGCCCACGACAGCCCGCUGGCCGCCCUCACCUUCAACUCCUCCGGCACCAAACUGGCCAGCGCGUCGGAGAAGGGCACCGUGAUCCGAGUCUUCGGCGUUCCCGAGGGACAGAGGCUGUUUGAGUUCCGGCGAGGGAUGAAGAGAUACGUCAGCAUCAGCUCUCUGUCCUUCAGCGCCGACGCUCAGUUCCUGUGCGCCUCCAGCAACACGGAGACCGUUCAUAUCUUUAAGCUGGAGCAGCAGAGCCCCAGUGGGGAGGAGGAGUCUCCCACGUGGUCGGCGUACGUGGGGAAGAUGUUCACGGCGGCCAGCACCUACCUGCCCACGCAGGUGUCGGACAUGAUGCAUCAGGACAGAGCCUUCGCCACCGUGCGGCUCAACAUGUUCGGCCUGAGGAACAUCUGCGCCCUGGCCACGAUUCAGAAGCUCCCUCGCCUGCUCGUGGCUUCCUCAGACGGGAAUCUUUACAUCUAUAACGUGGAUCCGCAGGACGGAGGAGAGUGUGUUCUAGUCCAAAAACACAGGCUGUUCGACUCCAGCGAGGAGCAGGUGGGACAGAAGGAGGAGGACGGCGCCGAAGACGCCUCUCCGCCGCCGGCCAGUCAGUCCUACGCCGCCACCGUGGCUCUCCCUUCAACCCCGCCGUCCUCCACCACCCUCAUGGGGUACUCUGAGGACGGGGGCGCCCAGAGGGGAGAGGUCAUCCCGGAGCACGAGUUUGCAGAGAGUCCGGUUUGCCUGGACGAUGAGAAUGAGUUCCCUCCUGUUGGCAACUGACCAAAACCCUGAAACCCUGACCCCCCCCCGUCCAUCGCUGCACAGAGAGGAUGGACGGAAUGUCCCAGAUGUGUUGAGACAUUGUGCCCCUCCCCCCCACCCAUACGGCGAGAAUAUGACAUCCUGCUGUUUCUGUAUUCUGUGUCCCGUUCAGUUUUGUAAGAAAGAGGGAAAAAAAAAGAGGUCUAAUAAUCAUUUAGAGAAUCUAAGAUUCAAAAAC